Messenger RNA from Juglans regia (Persian walnut), 890 nucleotides. Its product is annotated as ethylene-responsive transcription factor 1-like. Gene Ontology annotation, biological process: regulation of DNA-templated transcription; ethylene-activated signaling pathway. The record is from RefSeq and is a predicted model, not a curated record. Bases 71 to 787 code for a protein of 238 amino acids. NCBI's taxonomy places the organism in Eukaryota, Viridiplantae, Streptophyta, Magnoliopsida, Fagales, Juglandaceae. The transcript has a single exon. Gene Ontology annotation, molecular function: DNA binding; DNA-binding transcription factor activity.
CCUCCAGAAACACGCACGGUGAUCCGCUUGAGAAAUCUUCAUCGAUCAAUUCCCGCUAGCUAGAUUCAACAUGUUCGGAGAAAGUAUAAUCUCGGAGUACUCCGACUUUGCUGUUUUAGAGUCGAUAUGGCAAAAUCUUGUAGACAAUGAUAUACAUGAUGAUGAAAGUACUGCUACAUCAGUUUCUGCAAAAGUUUACGAGAAUAAGGAGGCAUCGUUGUAUUGUCGGAGCUCAAGCUUUAGCAGUAGUAGUAGUCUCUUUCUAAAGGAGAGCUGGGGUGACUUGCCAUUGAAAAUGGAUGGGACGGACGACAAGGUCGUUUACGGUUCUUUACGCGAUGCAAUCGAUGUUGGAGGUCACGCUGAUCCGUUGGUGCAGACUAAUUACGAUAAAAUAAUGGGAACAGAUAUGAGUACUCAUUUAUCCAUCAAUAAUCAAGAGCCUCAGGUUCCGAGAACUGAGUUGCAAUUUAGGGGAGUGAGGAGGAGGCCGUGGGGGACAUAUGCGGCAGAGAUAAGGGAUCCGGCAAAGAACGGCGCCAGAAUGUGGCUAGGGACAUACGAGAGUGCCGAGGAUGCGGCUUUGGCUUAUGAUCAAGCCGCCUUUAAAAUGCGCGGCUCAAAAGCAAAGCUCAAUUUUCCUCACCUUAUUGGCUCCCAUGAUUGGAAGCCGAUCAAAGUGACCACCAAACGAAGCUUGCGGAAGCCAUUGACUCUGUCAGAAUCAUGCGAUGGCUCUCAGGAGCCUAAGCUGAAAAGGAACAAAUUUAUUGGCACUCCAUUUUAGAUAUUUUUGGUUGGUGCGACUGUUUCUCAUACUUUGUUAGUCGAGACAUUUGAGAGCCCAUCAUCCUUGCUAGUUAGGCAUGCGCGCAAGACAUCUGACCGGA